AUUUCGCCGUCUUCUUCACACACAGCCGUUUCACUGAAAUCAAUAUUUCCACUGCUCCUUUUACUGGGGUUUCAAUUCUUUUUCUAUAAACAGUAGUGUAUGUGUGUGUUGUUUCUUAGACGGAUACACAAAUUCAUCACAAGAUGUGGGGAUUUCCUCCAUCAGAUCAAAUGUUUCCAAGGAAACGUUCGCGCGAAGACUUUGAUCGGUUCAUCCCCAACCGGUCUGCAAUGGAUUUUGACUUUGCACAUUACAUGCUGAAUGGUGGGAAGGUAAGAAAGGAUAACUCUGAACGGUGGUCUCCAUUCAAACAAGCUUACAGGAAGCAGCUUGCAGAGAUCUUCAACAUGAACAGAACAAGGAUACUUGCUUUUAAGAGUUAUCCUUCUUACCUUCCCACCAUUCAGCAUGGAAUGUGCAAAGUCAAAAUCCAUUUACCUUCCCACCAUUCAGCAUGCAAUGUGCAAAGUCAAAAUCCAUUGCAGACUGGUUGGGGAUACUUGCUUUUAAGAGUUAUCCUUUCUUACCUUCAAUCCAUUCUUGAUGCUCCUGAGCUCCUAGAUGACUUCUACGUGAAUUUACUGGAUUGGGGUAGCAGCAACAUUGUUGCUAUCGCUCUUGGGAAUUCAGUAUAUUUGUGGCAUGCCGCUGAUGGCUCAACGUCUGAACUUGUUUCCUUUGCUGAGGAGAUUGGGCCUGUGACAAGUGUCAGGUGGGCACUGGAUGGAAGACACCUUGCUGUUGGUUUGAAUAAUCCCUAUGUUUAUAUGUGGGAUGCUUUGGCUAGUAGGAUGGUAGGUGAGCGAGAUGGACACACGUUAAGGGUUGGUUCGCUUGAUUGGAACAAUAACAUCCUGACAACCGGGGGACUGGACAAUUUGAUCAUAAACAACGAUUUAAGAAUAAGAUCACACAUUGUUGGAACAUAUAGGGGACACAGUCAAGAGGUUUGUGGACUGACAUGGUCUACAUCAGGCCAGGAACUAGCAAGUGGAGGGAAUGACAACUUGGUCUACAUAUGGCACAACUCAAUGGCCUCUAGAAAUUCUUCCAAUCAAUGGCUUCACCGCCUGGAAGGCCACACAGCUGCUGUCAAAGCUCUCUCUUGGUGUCCUUUCCAGAGUAAUCUGUUUGCCUCUGGUGGUGGUUCCGGGGAUCAGUGCAUAAAGUUUUGGAACACCAACACUGGAGUACGGUUGAAAUUCAUGAAUACAGGGUCACAGGUCUGUUGCUUGCUUUGGAACAAACAUGAGCAUGAGCUUUCGAGUUCUCAUGGCUUCAAUGACAUCCAACUCACCCUUUGGAAGUACCCUUCUAUGGUCAAGAUUACAGAGCUUUAUAGUCAUACUUCAAGAGUUCUCUACACGGCUCAGAGUCCAGAUGGGUAUGCGGUUGCAUCUGCUGCAUCAGAUGAGACAUUAAGAAUAUGGAAUGUGUUCGGGACUCCUGAAUUGGCCAAGUCUGCAUUGAAAACAAAGUCAGAGCCUUUUGCUGACAUUGCUCGCAUCAGAUGAAGAGUUUGGUGGAUGAAAUGGGUGGUGAUUAAAAAACAUAUUCCUCAGUUUUGCUUCAUUGGGCCAUGACAAAGAAAUAAGCUUUGAUUUUUCUUGAGAUCAUGUUGUGUAUAUGCACAUCAACCUUCCGCCAUUUUUAAGCUGCUACGAAGUGUUUGGUGAGCCUGGUGGUGCUUUCCAGCAUUGUUGGCAUCCACGCCCCAUGUCGUUGACUACGCGAAUUAUACUGAAGGUCAACUUUUCGGGAACACGCGCACACAGAAACAUUUAUAUUUGACAAUUGUAGUAUAUUUCAUACAUUAUCGAAUUCAAGCUCAAAUUUCGAAAAUAAAUAAAGUUACUGUAUAAUAUUUCUUAGCCA
Messenger RNA from Cornus florida, 1875 nucleotides. RefSeq names its product cell division cycle 20.2, cofactor of APC complex-like. The record is from RefSeq and is a predicted model, not a curated record. Lineage: Eukaryota; Viridiplantae; Streptophyta; Magnoliopsida; Cornales; Cornaceae. Gene Ontology annotation, molecular function: ubiquitin ligase activator activity; anaphase-promoting complex binding; protein binding. Gene Ontology annotation, biological process: positive regulation of anaphase-promoting complex-dependent catabolic process; positive regulation of ubiquitin protein ligase activity; anaphase-promoting complex-dependent catabolic process. Gene Ontology annotation, cellular component: anaphase-promoting complex. The transcript has 5 exons. The coding region runs from base 144 to 1514 and encodes 456 amino acids.